Molecule: messenger RNA, 516 nt
Organism: Prunus armeniaca (apricot)
Lineage: Eukaryota; Viridiplantae; Streptophyta; Magnoliopsida; Rosales; Rosaceae
Source: the annotation of a GenBank genome assembly
AUGGACAGCUACUUCAGAUUCCUUCCCACUGAAGAGGAACUGGUGAGCCACUACUUGAGGGAGAAGAAACAGGUUGACCACAUCAUCCCUGAGAUUGAUAUCUGCAAGCACGAGCCUUGGGAUGUUCCUGGGCUGUAUGCAGGGCUGUUCACAGAGCCAGAGUCGCCAUAUCAGGAUAUGUUCUUCUUCAGCCCAAGGGUUUACAAGUACAACAACAGCGCUCGCAUCGAAAGGACCACUGCGCUAGGCUUCUGGAAAAUCACAGGCAGAGAACGCGUGAUCAAGGCUCGAGGGUCCACUGGGAGAAAGAAGACCUUGACCUUCUAUGAAGGCCGUGUGCGUCAAUCGAAGAAGACCAACUGGGUCAUGUACGAGUAUUAUCUUGUUGAAGAUGAAGCCAACCCUAAUCCUAAGCUGGCCCAGCAGAGGGAUUUUGUUCUCUGUCGCUUGAAGAAAAAAGCUGAUGAUAAGAAGCAUACUUCAAUCUCUGAAGCUGAACCUGCGUAUGAUGAAUGA